Messenger RNA from Cornus florida, 2828 nucleotides. RefSeq names its product heat shock protein 90-6, mitochondrial-like. The coding region runs from base 134 to 2644 and encodes 836 amino acids. Gene Ontology annotation, biological process: protein folding; protein stabilization; cellular response to heat. The record is from RefSeq and is a predicted model, not a curated record. The transcript is spliced from 20 exons. NCBI's taxonomy places the organism in Eukaryota, Viridiplantae, Streptophyta, Magnoliopsida, Cornales, Cornaceae. Gene Ontology annotation, cellular component: perinuclear region of cytoplasm; cytosol; plasma membrane. Gene Ontology annotation, molecular function: ATP-dependent protein folding chaperone; ATP binding; ATP hydrolysis activity.
GCUUCCAUAAACCCCUAAGCCAGAACCCUUACAAAAACCCUAAUCACAUCCCAAGAGACGCUCUCUGAUCAAAACCUCUUUCUCUCACAACACAAGAAUAGUCUCUUUUGUGUGUUUAUUGGUCAUUGCUAACAUGCACAGGGUCUCGAGGCGUUCCGUCUCCACUCUCUUGCGCGGUGGCGCCGCACGUUAUCGGAAUGCCGUUGCCCCAAUUUCUUCUUCCAAUCUCUUCAACGAAUUGCAGGCUGGAGGGAGUGAUACCAAUUUCAGAUGGUAUUCUGUGUUAAGCAGUGGGAGAUGCAACACAACUGUUAAGCUGCUUAACAUGAGAAAUGGGCAGUUUCUCAGCAACCGAUACUUAUCGACUGCUGUGGCAUCUGAUGCAUCAGAUGCCCCAGCUGAGAAACAUGAGUAUCAAGCAGAGGUUAGCCGCCUUAUGGACCUCAUUGUUAACAGUUUAUACAGCAACAAAGAGGUUUUUCUUCGGGAGCUUAUCAGCAAUGCAAGUGAUGCCUUGGACAAACUGCGAUUUCUUAGUGUUACAGAACCUGAUCUUUUGAAGGAUGCAAUUGAUCUUGAUAUCCGUAUCCAGACUGAUAAAGAUAAUGGGAUAAUCACUCUCACGGAUUCUGGCAUUGGUAUGACCCGACAAGAACUUGUUGAGUGUCUUGGAACUAUUGCACAAAGUGGAACUGCGAAGUUUUUAACGGCAUUGAAGGAGAGCAAGGAUGCUGGCGCUGACAGCAAUUUAAUUGGUCAAUUUGGUGUGGGAUUUUAUUCGGCGUUCUUAGUAUCUGAUCGGGUAGUUGUCUCAACAAAGAGCCCAAAAUCUGAUAAGCAAUUUGUGUGGGAAGGAGAGGCCAAUUCUAGUUCCUAUACAAUUCGAGAGGAGACUGAUCCUGAGAAGCUCAUUCCAAGAGGGACCCGUCUAACCUUAUAUCUUAAGGGUGAUGACAAAGGCUAUGCACAUCCAGAAAGGGUUCAAAAGCUUGUGAAAAACUAUUCACAGUUUGUUUCAUUCCCAAUUUACACCUGGCAGGAGAAGGGAUACACUAAAGAGGUUGAGGUUGAAGAGGAUCCAACUGAGGCCAAGAAGGAUGAACAAGAUGAGACAGCAGAGGUACUUAAAAAGAAGAAAACUAAGAAGGUUAUUGAGAAGUACUGGGAGUGGGAACUCACUAAUGAGACCCAGCCUAUAUGGCUUCGGAACCCCAAGGAAGUCACCACCGAAGAAUAUAAUGAGUUCUAUAAGAAUACUUUCAAUGAAUACUUGGAUCCAUUAGCGUCUUCACACUUCACUACAGAGGGUGAGGUGGAGUUUAGGUCUAUACUCUAUGUGCCAGGCAUGGCUCCCAUGGGAAAGGAUGAGCUUCUCAAUUCCAAGACAAAGAAUAUAAGGCUCUAUGUAAAACGGGUGUUCAUUUCAGACGAUUUUGAUGGAGAAUUGUUCCCACGAUAUCUGAGCUUUGUCAAAGGUGUUGUCGAUUCAAAUGACCUUCCCCUUAAUGUGUCACGUGAAAUUCUCCAGGAAAGUCGUAUUGUACGGAUUAUGAGGAAGCGUUUGGUGCGGAAGGCCUUUGACAUGAUUCUUGGCAUAUCCAUGAGCGAUAACAAAGAUGAUUAUGAGAAGUUCUUUGAGAACUUUGGCAAAUUCCUGAAAUUGGGCUGCAUUGAUGAUCAUGAAAACCACAAGCGUCUUGCUCCACUGCUUCGAUUUUUCUCUUCACAGAGUGAGGAAGAUAUGAUCAGCUUGGAUGAAUAUGUCCAUAAUAUGAAAGAUGGGCAGAAGGAUAUCUAUUUCUUUGCUACUGACAGUGUGACUAGUGCAAGAAACACUCCUUUCCUGGAGCGGCUUCUUGAGAAGGAUCUUGAAGUGCUGUACUUGGUUGAUUCUAUUGAUGAGGUUGCCAUUCAAAACCUAAAGUCAUACAAAGAGAAGAAUUUUGUUGAUAUUAGCAAGGAAGAUUUGGAUAUAGGUGAUAAAAAUGAGGAGAAAGAAAAGGAAAUGAAGCAAGAGUUUGGCCAAACUUGUGAUUGGAUUAAGAAGCGGUUGGGUAAUAAAGUUGCCAAUGUUCAAAUCUCAAAUCGCCUGAGCUCAUCACCUUGUGUUCUUGUAUCUGGGAGGUUUGGUUGGUCUGCAAAUAUGGAGAGGCUGAUGAAGGCACAGACUGUUGGUGAUACUUCUAGCCUGGAAUACAUGAAAGGCAGGAGGGUGUUUGAGAUCAAUCCUGAACAUUCCAUCAUCAAAACCUUAAAUGCUGCAUUCAAGAAUAGUCCAAAUGAUGAAGAAGCCUUGAGAGUUAUUGAUCUGUUGUAUGAUACAGCUUUAAUUUCCAGUGGUUUCACUCCCGAGAGUCCUGCGCAGCUCGGUGGGAAGAUCUAUAAGAUGAUGGGUGCUGCUCUUUCCGGCAAGUGGGCUUCCUCAGCUGCUGCUGACUUUGAACAGCCAGUGAUACAACCACACAGCCAAGGAACAGUAGAAGCUGCUGACUUUGAACAGCCAGUGAUACAACCACACAACCAAGGAACAGUAGAAGCUGCUGACUUUGAACAGCCAGUGAUACAACCACAGAGCCAAGGAACAGUAGAAGCUGAGGUAGUGGAGCCAGCCGAAUCUGAUGGUCAGAAAGUAGAGAUUCACUGAUUUUUGUGGACUGAAUACAUUAACUACUUUUUGUACUUGAAAAGAGGGUUGAUUCAAACCAUUGAUUUCAGAUAGGGUGGGUUUGUUUGGUACUGGAUUAAUUAAAUUACAAAUGAUGAUGCAUUUCUGUACCUGGGAUGAAAUUGCCAAGCAGUAACAGGUAUGUAAUGCGUUGAUUAUUCUA